CUAGCUAACAGUGUAGCUUUCUCGCAGAGGACAGGCUGACAUCUAUUAGCAUGGCGUUGUAGCAGCAUCUUUUCAGUUAGCAUCAACUAAUGUUGGUAGUACUGGAUCGAUGAACUGCGCAUACGUGAUGUAUUUCAAUGUGUAUGAUCAACGGAAACAGAUUAAUGUUACUCAAUGUCACGAAGAAGUUUUCCAACUUGGGGGGCGGGCUUCCUUUGUUUGAAAGAUAUUUUGAGCACAGAGGCCUAUCAUCAGUCAGAAUGAGUGUUGGAUUCAUUGGAGCGGGCCAGCUGGCUCAUGCACUGGUCAAAGGUUUCACGGCUGCAGGUGUGAUCGCUACACACAGAAUCACAGCCAGCUCCCCAGACACUGACCUGCCCACUGUCACUGGCCUCAGGAAAAUGGGGGUGAACUUGACAACAAGUAAUAAAGAGACAGUCAACAAAAGUGAUGUGCUCUUUCUGGCUGUCAAGCCACACAUUAUCCCGUUUGUUUUGGAUGAAAUUGGGCCAGACAUUGAAGACCGUCAUCUGAUUGUCUCUUGUGCUGCAGGUGUCACAAUCAGCUCCAUUGAAAAGAAACUGCUUCAGUAUCGUACAGCCCCUAAAGUCAUGAGGUGUAUGACCAACACUCCAGUGGUGGUGAAAGAAGGAGCAACAGUAUAUGCUACUGGCACUCAUGCAGAGGUGGAAGAUGGGAAGUUGCUGGAGCAGCUGAUGGCCAGUGUUGGCUUCUGUACUGAGGUGGAGGAGGACCUCAUUGACGCCGUCACCGGCUUGAGCGGAAGUGGACCUGCCUAUGCAUUCACAGCGCUGGACGCAUUAGCAGAUGGAGGAGUGAAGAUGGGUCUGCCCAGGAGACUCGCUGUGCGACUUGGAGCUCAGGCCCUAUUGGGAGCAGCUAAAAUGCUGCUGGACUCCGAGCAGCAUCCUGGCCAGCUGAAGGACAACGUGUGCUCACCAGGUGGCGCAACCAUUCACGCCCUGCAUGUUAUGGAGAGUGGGGGCUUCCGCAGUCUGCUGAUCAAUGCAGUGGAGGCCUCUUGUAUUAGAACACGGGAGCUACAGUUUCUGGCUGAUCAAGAACGCAUUUCUCCAGCAGCCAUUAAGAAGACCACGCUGGACAAAGUGCUCCAGCAGCCUGGAGUCGCAGUCAGCGGAGUGGCCAAUGGAAACGGCAGAUCAGGGCUCAGCCUGUUCAACAACAAUCGCAACUCUGGAAUCAAGAAAAAGAACUGAUUGUAAAGAAAAGCAGAAACACAAACUAAAAACAUUUCAGAUUACCAAUUUACAGGUGGACAUGCGUCUCAUACACCCCUCAGUCAUGCAUCAUGCAGGUCUCAGGAGGUGUCUGAAAAGACCAGACCAAUGAUACAUAUUUCUGUCACCAAAUUAUUUAUUUCAGCCUAUUAUUUUCUAUUACAGUGAAUCUCACAGACACGUGUGCAUCUGUGUUGCACCACUACUCUUUCAUGUGCACAUCCGCAUAGAUAAGGGGAAAGUGCAUUUUGUCUGUUCAAAGGCAAAUACCUUUUGUCUGCUCAAUAGACACUCAAUAGCAUUUAUAAUGGGGAUGUUAUCAAGAUACUCAUCAUUCAUUACCGGUACUCCCAGUUAGCAUGCAUUUUUGAUUUGUGUAGCUGUGAAUGGCAGUGAAUGAUUAAUUCAAUCUUGUUUUUCAAAGAUUUUUUUUUUUUUUUUUUUUUUUUUUUUUUUUUUUUUUUUUUUUUUUAUAAACCUGCUUAGCCAACAAGGUUGGGUCUGAACCAAAAUGUUUUUUUUUUCUUUAUAUAAACAGUCUUUGUGGACAUAUAAAAAAAAAAAUUUUUGUUUUUUUAUACAAUGAUGAAAGAAUUGGUAACCUUUUCAUUCCUUUUCACAAGUGUCCUAUGUAUCACACGGUCCUGUUCGGCCAUGGUGGUAAAGUAUCACUUCAGUAUAAUCUGUCCUCAUUGUGUUUUCAAAUAUCCCACUUGUUUUAGAUUAACCUUUAAAUUUUGUGAAGGCCACCAUUUAUGGGCUGGUGUUCCAGUUUCAAGCAACAUUAAACAAGUUCAAGCAAAA
Phyllopteryx taeniolatus (common seadragon) is the source of this 2063-nucleotide messenger RNA. RefSeq names its product pyrroline-5-carboxylate reductase 1b (gene pycr1b). The transcript has 9 exons. The coding region runs from base 138 to 1238 and encodes 366 amino acids. Gene Ontology annotation, biological process: L-proline biosynthetic process. Gene Ontology annotation, molecular function: pyrroline-5-carboxylate reductase activity. NCBI's taxonomy places the organism in Eukaryota, Metazoa, Chordata, Actinopteri, Syngnathiformes, Syngnathidae. The record is from RefSeq and is a predicted model, not a curated record.